AUGAGUACCGAGCAAAUGCUGGAUAAGAUAGACUAGCAGCAUAGAUAAAAAGACCCCAAAGAAGAGGAAAGAGCUUUCAAAAAAUCUGAGGGACUCGUGCCCACUCUGUCAGUUUUGUAUGGCUUAGAUGUAAGAUUCCGAUUCGCAGAGAAAGAGAGAUAAGAAGAAGUAACCAGUAUUCAUAAUAAUCUAGUUGACUUUGUAUUAGGAAGGAAGUAGUUUGUAAAUAUUAAACAAAAGAAAAAUUCAGACAGUGAAAGGUCUUUUUCUCUGAAUAGACAUAGUAACCAGCAGUCAUACUUUGAAAAUAACAAUCAGUCUACUCAGAUAGGGAGUUUGAGUUCAAACCGAGUCAUUAGAAAUUAAUCUCAGCUCUCAGAAUAUAAUUCCCCUUACAAGUUGAAAAAUAUACAGCCAAACUUAUCUAUAAGUGGGGAAUAUAAUGCUUACUCAUCGAGACAAACAGGAAAUCAAUAACAAAAUCAAAAGCCCUAUGGGAAUAUGCUACCUUUGUAGAAUUAACAGAGAAGCUUAUCAACGUAGAGGCAAACUGCUUUAGAGAACUCACCUGCUAAAGUAGAAGUAGCAAGACGGCACAAUUAAUCUCUGAUUCAAGACAUCUCUUAAAGUUCUAUCAUGAUUCAGAGCUAGAUUGACAUGGAUCAUAACUAGUCAUGCUUUGUGGAUCACGAGUUAAAAGAACUGACUUUUAAGCCUAAAAUCAAUAAUGACUAGGGUAAAAGAAUAGUUGGUAUCUUUAACAUGAACGAGUAAAAACUGAGACAGGUUAUUAAGAAAAUGUCGUCAGAGGACUAAUACGAGAACCAGUUUUAGGCUGAUGAAAUCAAUCUUAAAAGAGCUGAGUUUUUUGCCAAGACUAUUCUGAAUGCCAAGAAGGUGGCUGAGUAUAACUUUGAUGAGGACCUGCAGAAGUAUAAGAUAAACAAAGACAAGACCUCUUAACUGUUUAAAAUGAUGCAGUUGAGAGGCAAGAAGUAAAAUAUAGAAGACUCCAGACGAGAGUAACUGCUAUAAAUGAAUUAGAUACCUAAAGGCAAAAUUCUUGAGAAAAAUGAACAGCUAGUUAGAGUGCUUUAAGAUACAUCUCAAAGCUUUAGUCGGCUGAUUAAUGAGUCUAUCACUGAAGAAACCAACAAGAUGGCUGAGUAUCUUCAUGAGGCUGAAGAUGAUCUCAAUAUAGAAAACCUAGGCAUAGGUAAUGGAUCUUAGGCACCUCAUACUACUAGCUAGUAAAGAUUGAAGUCGGAUAUUGAGCUCUUCACCAACGCUUUCAGAGAGGUCAAGAAUCCAAGACAACUUCCUAAAAUCAAUUUUAAAACAGCUUCAAGAGGGACUAAUAGAAAUAACAAAAGUUUUGUCGGUGAAGCCCCUAACUUGCAGAAUUUAAUAUUGGAUGAAGUGUCUAAGGCAAAACUAGCAGUACUAGUGAAAUAAGAGUCAGAGAGACUAAAACUUGAAACUGAGAUGAAAUUCAGUGGGUUUGAAAAUAUCCCGAUUGGCAUUCACAACGAAGCUGAAAAGCAAAUGAGAAACGAGUCUAUGAAAAGAUUCCAGUACUUAAGAGAGUUAGAGCAGUAAAGAAUAAAUCCACAGCCUGUAGAUAAGAGGAAGGAACUUAUAAACAGUAUCAAUGAUAUUUGCACUAAAGCUGGACAGAAGAAGUUCGGCAUGCUUAACUAUACACUGCUUAAAUAAGAUGUAGAAAAUGGUGAUGUUGGGUUUGAUGUUUCUCAUGUCAUCAAUCAUGUUCAACAGUCUACCAGGAAAAGUAAAAGAAGAAUCAAUCAAAUUGAAGAGGAUAUGCUAUCAUUGCUUGGUCAGGAUAAUUUUAAGAAAAAACUCUAAUGA
Stylonychia lemnae is the source of this 1869-nucleotide messenger RNA. The record is from the annotation of a GenBank genome assembly. NCBI's taxonomy places the organism in Eukaryota, Ciliophora, Spirotrichea, Sporadotrichida, Oxytrichidae.